GGGAUCCGCCACGCCCGUCAUGGCGGCCGCCCAGGCCGUCUCUGGCCCCGCCCCGUGACGCGGCGUCGGCCACCUGACCCGGCUGCGGGCCGAGGAGACACAAGGGAAGUCGCCGUCGCCGUCGCCGGAUCCGGAGCCGUCGCUGCCCCCGGACCCCAGCACCAUGCCGUCGGAAAAGACCUUCAAGCAGCGCCGCACCUUCGAACAAAGAGUAGAAGACGUCCGGCUCAUCCGAGAGCAGCAUCCCACCAAGAUCCCGGUGAUCAUAGAACGUUACAAGGGUGAGAAGCAGCUGCCUGUCUUGGAUAAAACCAAGUUCCUCGUCCCUGACCACGUCAACAUGAGUGAGCUCAUCAAGAUCAUCAGGCGACGCCUGCAGCUCAACGCCAACCAGGCCUUCUUCCUGCUGGUGAACGGCCACAGCAUGGUGAGCGUGUCCACGCCCAUCUCGGAGGUGUACGAGAGCGAGAAGGACGAGGACGGCUUCCUGUACAUGGUGUACGCCUCCCAGGAGACCUUCGGGAGAGGGCUGUCCGUGUGCCACUAGACAGUGUGCGGAGGUUUCUGAGCCCUUGCCAAGGAGAAAAGGGAUGUUACCAGCUGAGAUGGCUCAGCUCGUCCGGUCCAGGUCGUCAGCACAGUCUUGUUCCCACGUAGGAGUUUCAGGAAGUUGUUUUUGUAUUUCAUGCAGAUAAACUGAUUUCCAGUGAGCACACUCAGCUUUGGAAAGCUCUAUUAUUUAACCUCAGCUACCUUGUUUUCAAAGUUUAGAAGUUUAAAAAUAAAAUACUUUGCAUCCUAAAUUGCCAGCAAAACAGACCUUCAGUUAUUUUAAUGCCUUUCCCUUAGUAGGAACUUGCAGUUGGAGCAGCAACUUAACUUCAGGCAUUCGAGACACCAAGGCCCUUCCCAGCUCAGCGCCGAGCCUUUGUGGAAGGGUUUCCCUCCAUCCCAGGAAAGCUCUCGCCCAGAGCUGGCGCGGUGCUUUUGUGCAGCACGGGGUGGGCAGGAGCAGCGAGCAGGCCUCCCGUGUGAGUCCUGCUCAGCUCAGCUGCUCUGAGAGGCGAGGCCCCGAACCUCGCCGCGCUGUGCCGCGAGUUGAGUCCUGUCGUUUGUGUCUAGUUUCCUUCAAAGCGGUGGGCAGCCGUGGCAUUUUUUCUGCCUGGACUUCUCUGGGCUGAGGCCUCCCAUGGCCCCUGCAGUAGCCAGUGCUGUCCUAAGGCUGCGGUGUGAGCCCCACCCUUUGCCUGUGGCCCAAGUGGCGCGGGGUGGGCUUUUCCAGGAGUGGGCACUUACGGUGUUAGGGAUAGGGUCUCACGUCGCUGACAGUCCCACUGUGUGCCCAGGGCACAGGGCCCAUCCUGCAGCUCACACGAGCCUGUGUGGCAGUGCCACAGAAAGGUCACAGUCACACUGCCACCAAAGCAGGCCACACCCAGGGCCUCCUUUGCCCUUGCAGAGAAGCAGUGAGGCCAUGCCAGGGUCCCUCCUCCUGCAUGCGUGUCCCCCACAGUGACUUUAACCUGUGUGUUUACAUGAUACAUGUCCUCAGCCUGUUUCCUUUAGACUAUACAUGCCACUGUAUCAAGAUCCUUGUAACUACUGUGUAAUCAAUAAGAUGCCUAUACCAGUGCUUUUUAAAAAACAAAUACCAUGCUGAGAGGGCUGUUGUUUGUUUAUAGGCUAUUUAAAACCAGUACUUUUAAUGCACUAAUCAAAUAAAAGAUGCAGCUGAACUGUC
Chinchilla lanigera (long-tailed chinchilla) is the source of this 1741-nucleotide messenger RNA. RefSeq names its product microtubule-associated protein 1 light chain 3 beta (gene Map1lc3b). The record is from RefSeq and is a predicted model, not a curated record. Gene Ontology annotation, biological process: macroautophagy; autophagosome assembly; autophagy of mitochondrion. Bases 164 to 547 code for a protein of 127 amino acids. Gene Ontology annotation, molecular function: ubiquitin protein ligase binding. Gene Ontology annotation, cellular component: autophagosome; autophagosome membrane; cytosol. The transcript has 4 exons. NCBI's taxonomy places the organism in Eukaryota, Metazoa, Chordata, Mammalia, Rodentia, Chinchillidae.